GCCCGGGCCUGACCGGGCCUGAGGGGCUGCGCGGAAGGGGAGGUCGCGGGCUGGGCACGGCGCCUGGGGCCGCCUCGGCAUCACGGCAGCGCUUGUAGCCGGCGAAUUUGCCCUGGCCGCGCUAAGGCGCUCUCUUAUUUCUUUAUUUUAAUGAAAAAAUACACGGAAUAAUUCUGCCGUGCAUCGAGAGGGAUUUCACGAUUGCCACUGAAACGCCUCGACGUUGGCUUUAACAACUGUAGCACCUGGGGAGUAGUGAUACAGUGAAUGUCCCCUGUGUGCCAUCUUAAGCAUCACGAGGUUUUUUUUGUUGCUGUUGUUUGCUUGGCGGCAAUCUAUAAGUUUAUUAUUUAGUUUUGUAUUAUUUAGAUAUGUCUGUCCCCUCAUGUACUGCCUAUCAUCAGUUCUCCUGGAAUGUUUCAUUAUGUGUCUUUCCUUCUUGCCUGCUUUCUUUUUUCUAUGACUUAAAAUUGGGAAAAUGGUGACUUGCUAAAGCUUCCCUUCCCUGGUUUUGAAUUAAAUAUCACUAGAAACAGAAGGCACAUCUUCGAUCUGUCAGAAGAUUUAAUUUGGCUUGUAAACCAAAUAAGAUAGUAUUAAGAAUGAAUCUUAUGUCUGAUCACCAAAGUAUGAAUCGUGGUUCCUGGACUCUUUCAUUUUCUGUUUUUAUUAUUAUUAUUAUUAUUAUUAUGUUAUUUCUCAUUUUGUGUGUGUCAUAUUAUAACUGGCCGGUAUUACUCUGGCCAGUGUCCAUACUGUAUCACCUACUUCUCUGGUGUGUUGGAAUGUGAUCUUAAUGAGUUAUGCUACAUUGGCCCUAAUGGUGGCUGUUAUUCCCCAAUGAAUUUUUAAAGCAAUUUAGAGCCUUCUGUUUUUUUGCCAAAAUUAAUGUUUUUCUUCUUAAACUUAAUGUAGUUGAAAUUUGGUCCCCCUCCUGGAGCAAGAUAACUCCAAAUGCUCUGCACCCUGCAUUGUCACUCUUGUCACUUCUAGCACCAGGGUGGUGAAAAAGUGUCCAUGUGCACACACAGCUUGUUGAUGCUUGUGAGGAAAACUCCCGUGUGAAGCAGUGUGGCUUCUUAUCAUAGAAUUAUAGAGUAUCCUGAGUUGGAAAGGACCCACAAGGAUCAUUAAGUCCAACUCUUGGUUCCACACAGAACCAACUAAAAUUCAAAGCCUGUGUCUGAGAGCACUAUCCAAAAGAUUCUUGAACCCCGCAACUUGGAGCCGUGCCCACAGCCCUGGGCAGUCCAUUCCGUGCCCACCGCCCUCUGGUGCAGAACCUGUCCCUAACCCCCAGCUGCCCCUCCCCUGACACAGCUCCAUGCUGACCACUUGGAUCCUGUUGCUGUCACAGAGAUAGUAUUGUUACUGUGAUCCAUGAAAAAAGCACUGAUCAGAGUAGAUUUCCGAAUAGCGGUGGUGCUUGUGGUAGGUGAAAUAGGGCCAUCUUGAAAUCUGUAGGAAAUAGUAAAAAUCAUUUAAAAAUAUGUCUGCAUUGGCUGGGGAAAUAACAGCUUAAGGAAUGAUCUGCAUCUUCAUUUCUAACUGUUUCCUCUGGAAAUAGAAUACCACAACAGUUCCUCCCCCCAGUUGUCUUGAGCUGUUUGUAGCACCUUCAUCAAGCAAGUUUUUGUAAGGAAACCAUUUAUUUCAGCAGUCUGCAGUUUGUCCUAAGUAGAGCCUGGCAGAAGCAAUGGCAGUAGGAUCAAAUUUUGAGAGGGAGGCUAUUUAACAUUUCCUGGAGAAGGGUGAGAAAAUGUGUGUGGGAGUUGGUACAGCCAACUCUAGAUGGUCUUAAGCUUUAUGUUUUGUUUAGCAGUGUUCUAGAAUUUGCAGUCAAAUUAGUAAGCUGUAGGGUAUCAUAAUUUGAUUUAGCUUCAAGCCAGCGUGAGCUUAGGAGCCUGGAAUGGUCCAGUGUGACCUAAAGUCUGGGCUGUUGUUGCCUUAGAGGCAGGCUUUUAGAUCAACCAUUCCAAAGUUUUUUGGGCUAUUGAAUCUUCUCCCUGCCUUCGCAUCACCUUACACGCUACAAUGUACCUAGGUUAGACUAGUAAUUGAAUAUUCUGUUUCAUUCUGUUUCAUGAACAAGCUGUAAACAGCUUCUCAUAACCCUGGAGAGUGCUGUUCAAAAGCUGUGUUAAGACAGCAGCCAGUACCCAAGGUUGCUAGUGAAAAUGGUGCCUGUUUCUCUUUUGUCUUUGUUGCUUUCACACUUCCAAUUUGAGUCAGAUUUCCAGUGAUGCAGACUAGUGCUAUUUUUGAAUAGAGUGAAGUUAGAAUUUUUUACAUCUGUGUAAGAAAUAAAUUUGUUAUCUACCAUUUUCCCAAUGGGGAAUGAGAAAUCAAUUUUUGUUCCUGUCUCUCACUGUCUUGACAACUUGCACAUUAAGGUAGAAAGUCUAUAUGUUCUGUUACUGAGACAACACUUCUGAUUUAGGAAACAGCAAUAUGGAAAUGGUGGAUAGGUCGUAAGUGUACUGAAUGGAUGCCUGAAAAAUGUCAAUAUGGAGCAGCUGUGAAAAUUAAGGCAAUUAAAAACAAAACAAAUAGCUACCACUACCAAAACCCAACCCAGCAAACCUGCCAAAUUGGAGCAUACGUCUUUCAUUUUUCUCUUCAAGAUUUCCUCACAUCCUUAAUUUUCCUUUUCCUGACACUCUUUGCUUUUUUCUUUUUUUUUUUUUUAUCCUAGAGUUACAGUCUUGUGACCCCUGGUUCAGACUAGCUUCUCCCCCAUUGCUCUGCUUUACCUAUCUGCUUUUUGUUGCUAGAGAGCAAUACCAAGAACUUUUCUUCCCUCGUGGUCUGAAUUUGCUGUUUGCGGAGAGUCUUUUUCUCAACCUGAUACGAUGAGAAACCACUGCUAGUUUUUCUUAGACUGAUAGUAUGAGCACUUUCUCUAAUGCAUGCCUUUUUUUUUUUUUUUUCCAUCUGCUACUGCAGUGAUUUGCUUAUUGCAGCAGCAGAGAAACGUAUUUUUGCUGAAGUGUUUGCUAUGUUCACUAUGAGUGUUCCAAGGGCACCUUCGUCCCUUGGCGUAGCUGAGGCAACUGUGUCUGUAGGAAAUGAAAAUGUGAUUCAAGCCCUCCUUCUUCUAUGGACCACUGUUCAACUACUGUGUUCUUCUAUGAUUUUAUGCAAAAAUAGAAAAGAUGAAAUCUGUAUAUAUGUUUUUUCAGUGCUGAUUCCUUCCUCAAGCAGAGCUUGGCAAAUUUAUUACAGAUGAGAUGCGGACAAGCAGUGACUUGAAACGUGACUGAGACAGCCGGCCUGACUGUAGUCACUUCCCUGGUCUUAGAGUUGUGCCAGACAGGCCAAGAGACUGGCAUGGACAUGUUGUUAUACAAGUUUAGUAGAAUUAAUUUUAACUUAGGUCAUCUGCUCUAGGUUUGGAAUUGGGAUUCUAGUUUGUGAAACUUUAUCUAUUGCAACUUAAACCCUAAAGAGAUUUAGUCAUCUGCACUUAAUUUACUACGUGAACUUUGACUUCCAUACUAAAUAAAUAGAUUGUGCUUCAAGAUUCUUUUCCUGGCUCGUACAUGAGAAGUUCUGUAUUAAUAGUGGAGUGCUUGUGAUUUCUUCUGCUCUUUGUGUUUUGCUGUCCACUAAAUGUACGUUGGUGACAACUGCUGUCACUUAAAGCACCUAACCUAUUGCACUCAAAGUAUAAUGCUUUUUGAGGUUGCUGCUCCCAUCAAUCUGCUCAGUAAAAAUAGCUCAUCUUGUAAUGGAGGGGAAAGUUCGAGUCGCAGCGCAGAGAAACGGGCGGCUAAUGAAGAAGCUGAAGACUUCACCACAAAGCCUGCACCUGCCAAAAUGUCCAAGUUUGGAUUUUCCAUAGGCAGUCAGACAGCAAAGAAGGCAUCUGCAAUAUCCAUCAAACUAGCAGCAAAUAAGCCUAAAGAGCCCGUUCCAACCCUUGCUCCAAAAACCCUUUCUGUAGCAGCGGCUUUCAAUGAAGAUGAAGAUAGUGAACCAGAGGAAAUGCCUCCAGAAGCUAAGAUGCGAAUGAAGAACAUUGGAAGGGAUACACCAACUUCAGCAGGACCAAAUUCCUUCAAUAAAGGAAAGCAUGGGUUUUCCGACAACCAGAAGCUAUGGGAGCGAAAUAUAAAAUCUCAUCUUGGAAAUAUCCAUGACCAAGAGAAUAACUAAACAAUGUGGAUUGAGAUUUGGGUGUCUGGGGGGAGGGGAGGGUGUAACAUUAAAGGAACAGUCUCCUUUUUUAAGAAUGGUGUAAGACUAUCUUUGGAGCCACUUUUUUAAGAUUUUGAGUGGUACACUAAUAACUGAGUUUGAAAUUAGAGGUAAUUUAUGUUUUGUAUACAGAUCUCAAGGCAUUUGCUAAUUUUGUAGUUCCAUGUGAUUAGUUUCAAAAGGUUACAGAUAAUAAAGAAAUUGGAGUGGUACCUUUUUAAGAUUUUUUUUUUAUUUUUGUCAGUGAUUAAUUAAGGUGAAGGAAAAAGGUUACUGUCUCUUUAAUCAGGUUAACGUAGAGUGCUCUUGCAUUCUUAUUUCCGGCUCCCUCUUCCUAACAGGAGAAACAGUUGGCUCCUGGGAAUACUGCUAAAGAGUGAGCAUUGUCUUGUGCUAGAAGUGUUACUGGACUAUUAAUUUGAAUAAGAACUUAAACAGGAAACAUUAAGAACCUGGAUUUAUUUUUUUUCCCCUGCAAUUAACUUUUUGUUAAGUCUUUGCAAAUUAGAAAUUAUGUUGCUCUGAGUGGCUCUGGUAACUUAGCUCUAAUUUUGUUUAAAACUUCAUGUAGGAUGUGUAACAUUCUGUGGCCUGUUUCACACUGAGGAAAUGGGCCUUGUCUGUAUAUUAGAUACAGUCUGUAAAGAAUAUUCACUACAAGGAUAAAUCAGUAUUUUCAAUGUGCUCCUCUUAAGUCAUUAGCCUUGAGUAGUGCUUGUUAGCAUUUCCUCGUGAAUUAAAUAGAGACUAAUAUUAAAUGCAGCAAUGAGUGGUACACAAAGGCCACCACCAAAAGGACAAGAUAAUGUACGUUAAGCUUCCCAUUUGGUUGAAAUAGUUUUCUUUACUAUGCCUAGAAGGAAUAAAAGCCACACCAAAAAUCAAUAACUCACUGCUUAAGUAUGAAAAAUCUUAAGAUGCACUUUCCCUGUCUUGCCGUGUAAAACAAAAUGCCUUGAUGCCUGUGUCUUUAGUGGAUGCUAUCUGGUUUCAAAAAAUCCUGGUUUUGCAGUCCUAAUGCGUGUAGUAUCAACUAGAAAUAAAACCCAUCCUCUUCCUGUCUGUCUGCCUUUUGCAGUAAUUUGGAAAAAUGACAAAGUACAGCUGCAACAACAACAAAAAAAGCUUGAAAAAACGUAAGGUUCUUUCUGGACUCCAAUACCUGAUAGCAUCAACAACUGCUUUCAUUUUAACCUGGAACUGAUUGUAGAGUUCGGUAUAUUAAUUGCUUUCAUCCUCUCUCUAAAGCCUUUCUUCAUGUUAAAUUUAAACCUGCAAGUGCAGAUAGGAAAGUGCAUCUUCAGUUGUAUUUUUUUAUUUUAUUUUAGGAAAGCUCUGACCACUUAGACUUUUGAGUUUGUAUGUUCUAAAAAAAUAUUUUUUGUAUUUUUGUAUUGUAUGUGUAAUCUUUUUUCUUUUGAAGUCUGAUGCAGUUGAAUACCUGUAACUAUUUUCUUUAAAAGCCUUGUUAUAAACGUAACAUAAAAACGUAUACAUUAUUUUUUUUUUCCAUAGCAGAAAUCUUUGGUUUAUUUAAAACAAAGAAACAAACAAAACAACAGAUAACCUAACCUGGGGAUUAGUGGAGCUUGCAAGGCAAAAUGAAGCAUUUGCAUUUCACUUA
Molecule: messenger RNA, 5824 nt
Organism: Phasianus colchicus (ring-necked pheasant)
Lineage: Eukaryota; Metazoa; Chordata; Aves; Galliformes; Phasianidae
Source: RefSeq, a predicted model, not a curated record